AUGGAGGCCAUCAAGAAGAAGAUGAUGAUGCUGAAGCUGGAUAAGGAGAAUGCCCUGGACCAAGCAGAACAGGCCGAGACGGACAGGAAGGCGGCGGAGGAGAGGAGCAAACAGCAUGAAGAUGAGCUGAUCCAGAUGCAGAAGAAACUCAAAGGAACAGAAGAUGAGUUGGAUAAGUACUCAGAGGCUCUGAAAGAUGCUCAAGAGAAACUGGAGAUUUCAGAGAAGAAAGCUGCUGAUGCUGAAGCAGAGGUGGCCUCUCUGAACAGACGUAUCCAGCUGGUUGAGGAGGAGUUGGACAGAGCACAGGAGAGGCUGGCCACCGCACUGCAGAAACUGGAGGAGGCUGAGAAGGCAGCAGAUGAGAGCGAGAGAGGGAUGAAGGUGAUUGAGAACAGGGCUCUGAAGGAUGAGGAGAAAAUGGAGCUGCAGGAGAUCCAGCUGAAGGAGGCCAAGCACAUUGCUGAGGAGGCUGACCGCAAGUAUGAAGAGGUGGCUCGUAAGCUGGUCAUUGUGGAGGGUGAACUGGAACGCACAGAGGAGAGGGCAGAACUGGCUGAGGCUAAAUGCGCUGAGCUGGAGGAAGAGCUUAAAAAUGUCACCAACAACCUGAAGAGUCUGGAGGCCCAGGCUGAGAAGUACUCCCAGAAAGAGGACAAGUAUGAGGAGGAGAUCAAGAUCCUGACUGAUAAACUCAAAGAGGCUGAGACUAGGGCUGAGUUUGCUGAGAGAUCUGUAGCCAAGCUGGAGAAGACCAUUGAUGAUCUGGAAGAUGAGCUGUAUGCUCAGAAACUCAAGUAUAAGGCCAUCAGUGAAGAGCUGGACCACGCCCUCAACGACAUGACCUCUAUGUAA
Molecule: messenger RNA, 855 nt
Organism: Chanos chanos (milkfish)
Lineage: Eukaryota; Metazoa; Chordata; Actinopteri; Gonorynchiformes; Chanidae
Gene: tpm3
Product: tropomyosin 3
Exons: 9
Coding region: 1-855 (284 amino acids)
Source: RefSeq, a predicted model, not a curated record